AUGUCGGAGGAGAUCUAUUUCUUUCCCACCCACCCACCCUUUUGCUUUUGGUGGUGUCAGUGGUAGGGCGAGGACGGAUCGCCAGCAGUAGCGAAUGAGGAAGGUGUGGUCGUUUGCCGAUACUGCUGAUGGGGCGAGGGUCUCUUGGGUAGAUGGUCCUUGCUGGGGUGUGUCUUUCGCGUUAGAGAUGCUGGCGGUACUCUCAGUGCGAGUGAGAGCGCCUAAGUUGCUGUGCCACGGGCGGCGAGUGCACAGUGACUGGAUGAUUGGUUAUGGUCGACGGGGUCGGCUGUAGCCGUGGGCCGGCGGUCGGGGGGCGGGUGCGAACUUAACGUGCGGGUUCGUGGGGUACCGCGUGUGUGCGACCGUUGAUGAUGAGCUUGACGAGGUAGCGCGACUAGACAAGGGCAUGCAGUGGUGUACUUCACGGUGCAUCACAAUCAAUAUGUGGUAUAUGUGCGGUAUAUUGAGGUCGGCAUAUCGGAACAUGCGUGCAAUUUGGAGAGAAGAGAGUGUGGGGAGCACCCGACAUCCCAGGGGGAGUGGGUGCGCAGUUGGAAGUUCUUGUUAUCAGCUGGCGCUGAGUGAGAGGGGGAUGAGUGCGGUGCUAGGAGUAUUUCCAGUCCAUGUUCAUGUCCUGACAUGUAUGUAGAUACAACAUGUGUGGGGCUUUGAGGUGCCGGGCAAUUUUUGUUUCUCUUUUUUGCAUUUCCUUUCUAUGGAAGUUUAACUCGGUAUUCUCUAUGCAUA
Molecule: messenger RNA, 750 nt
Organism: Ectocarpus sp. CCAP 1310/34
Lineage: Eukaryota; Phaeophyceae; Ectocarpales; Ectocarpaceae
Source: the annotation of a GenBank genome assembly